AUGGAGCCGGGAUCGUCGGACUCGGACGAGGAGCGCGACGGGGACCUCGCGGGAACCCUGCGAGCCGCGCUCCCGGACGUCUCCCGCUCGGCUGUCAGAGGCGACGAUGCGUUCAGAAGAGCUCGGGGCACAGCGCCGGUCGACGACCAGAGGUCCGUUCGCUCGGCGUCGUCAAUGACGCGAGUGCCGCUCCCAACUCGCGCACCCGCACCGACGCGUCGACCCUCCCCGCCGCCGCACCCUCCCGCCUCGUGCUCGAGUUCCGGCGCCCCGACACGGCGCCCCGACACGGUGAUGACGCACGUCGCGUCAGCUUCCUUCGUUCUCGGUCCCGCGCAUCACGGUUCGACGCGCAUCCUGGACGAGACGGGAGCCCGGGGGCGUCGCAGAGGGCACGGACUGGGUCCCGCGAUAGCCGCGGCGGCGGAGAGGAGGCGCGCGGCUGAGCUACAGGCGGCGAGACAUCUGCACGAGCGGCACGUGGCGCUCUACGCGUGGGGACGAUGCGACGCCGGGCAGCUCGGCUUUGGCGCGGGAGGCUUUGGUGCGCCGACGUCCCGAGAUUCCUCGGAAGCUGCGGAGGCGUAUCCGACGCCGAGGUCGGUGUCAUCGUUGGACGGAAGAGACGUGACACACGUCGCCGGCGGUGCGAGGCACUCCGUCGCCGUGACGAGCGCGGGGGAGGUGUACGCUUUCGGCGACUGCUCCGGCGAAGGUAAAGCGCUGAGCGCACCCACGCGGCUGAGGGAGGCGGUAAUCGAUCCGCCGGAGGUGACCGCCACGACGAACGCGAUGCCACGAGUCGCGACUGUAGCUUGUGGGCAGCGACACUGCGCGGCUGUGACGACGAGCGGCGUGCUGCUGUCGUGGGGCAACGAAGAGUUUGGGCAGCUCGGACAGGGUCCGCCGCGGGAUUCAUCGUCCAAGGGUGACGCUAAAAGCCUCAUAAGAAGGAGGGCGGACGCGUCGAUGAUGCCGCGCCUCGUCGGGAGCGGGCAUGUGAAGUUCACGUCGGUGGCGUGCGGCGCCGGACACACGCUCGCGCUGACUGCCAACGGCCGCGUCUUCUCUUUCGGCCGGGGCGCGUUCGGUGCUCUUGGACACGGGGACCGACUCAAUUGCGACGUUCCCCGAUUGGUGGAUGCGCUGUGGGGCGUGGGAGUGGCGCAAAUCGCCGCGGGUGAUAACCACAGCGCUUCUCUGAGCGCAUCAGGAAGGGUUUACACCUGGGGAAGGGGAAAGUACGGUGCCUUGGGUCACCGCGAUGUCGAUAACCGCUCGAGGCCGACGCCGGUUCAGGCGCUGGAUGACGCAGGGGUUCGAUGCGAGCAAAUCGCGUGCGGGGGCGACCACACCCUCGCCAUCGCCGGCGGUGGAUCCGGUGUCUUACUCGCGUGGGGACGGGGAAGCAGCGGACCCGCAGGGACCGGGGCGACGGCCGAUGUGUUGACUCCGACGAUCAUCGAUCGCGCUCUCCUCGGGGAUGAGAAAGUUUUCCAAAUAUCCGCGGGAAGCAAGCACUCCGUGGCGGUGACCGAAGGUGGAUGCGUUUACACUUGGGGCGCGAGGACACAGGGACAGCUCGGACACGAGCUCGGCGAUGCGGGAACCUCGGAGCACGGAGUCUGGAAACUCUCGACGGGUGGGGGCGCGGCUGUCUCUGCUGUCGCGAAAGUCGCGGGUCUUCCCGCCGGACGCGACGUUCUGUACGCCGUCGCAGCUGGAGACCACACGUUUGCGGCUGUGGCGCCUGGCAAAGGGGCGGCCACGACGCGUGGCAGAGCGCCGUGGUCUGGUGCUCACGGAUGGUCGCUCCGAGCCAUCGAGCUUCCUCCUAUUCUAGAGCUUGCCGAGUCGAUCACAGCUCUUGACCCAGAGGUGGAUGCCGACGAGUGCCAUCGGAUCGUACCUGAGCUGAUUAGAGCCGUGGAAGACGUGUUCUCUUCCCCCGGGUUCAUCGUCGAGGGGUUCGCGGCUCCACGCUUCGCUGAAGAAAGUGAGAGCGAUGCUCGUACCUCGGGGCUGGACGUGACAAGUGUCGAGGCUGUGUACUCGGCACUUUGCUCGUGUGGCCGUCCUGAAAUCAUCGCCGCACUCGCAAACGCGUCGGCAAAACUCUUGGAAGCGCUACUCGACGCACUCCAGCGCGCCAAGACCGACUUGGAGGAUGUGAAUGACACGCGCGUGGUCGUCGCAGCGAUGAUUGUCCUUUGGAUGUCACCGCUCAACGGUGACCCCGCAUUGGGCGACACACUCGUGCCGCGGUUAGUGGCGGUGACCGAGCAGCUAACGGCGACGGGGGUUGGUGAUUUGCUGAUACCGUGGCUCGCUGCAGAUAUCGAUGCAGACGUAUUUGAACGCAGGCUGGUAUCACCGCUCAUGGGUUUUCUGACCAGGAGCUUGGGCAAGGAUCUCGCUCGGAAACAUCACAAGGGAAGGGGCCUGGUGGGUUCAAUCGGACCCUCGGGAAGAACCUCUCCAGGCGGUGGCAUGGACGUAUUUGCGGUUCGCGCGGCACAGAUGCUGGGCAUGCUCCACGCGGCGAAUGAAAUCAGACAAAAACAAACCGGGGAGCCAAUCGUCCCAGCAUCUGUGUUUUACAGUCAGUCGUUAAGCGACUCUCUGAAUCUUCGGGAAGAGUACAUGCGACUGAUACAGCUGGAUGCGGAUGGACUCGGUACUGGAACAUGGGGUGGUGACCGGAUGAACUCGUAUCCGGCGUGCCUCCGUCCCGGCGAGUUGGUAACUUUUUGCCAGCUCCCGUUCCUGCUCACCGCCGAGGCGAAAGGCAGGAUCUUGCAGGGAGAGGCAAACCUACAGAAGCGCCACGAAAUGCGAAUGAGCCACUUGAGUGCGAUACAGAACGGUCAGUUCUCGAACGACCUCCCAUUUGGCAGCCCGGACGCGCCGUUCCUGGAGCUCGUCAUCGAGCGUGGCAACCUUUUGAAAAAUGCGCUCGACGCAGUCGCUUCCAAGACCCCAGCGGAUCUCAAGAAGCCGCUCAGGAUAAAGUUCAAAUCUGAUGGCGUCGAGGAGGAGGGUGUUGACGAGGGCGGCGUGACAAAGGAGUUCUUUCAGCUGAUGGUUCGGGAGAUGUUCAAGGAUGCCCGGACCUUUGUAGAGUUCUCAGAGCACGGGUCUGAGGACAAGAAUUCUUCUCUUGCGCCGCCGAUGUUCACGCUCGAUGAGGAGUCGCGGUACCACUGGUUCAACCCGGCAGCGUCUGUGUCUGCCGAGUCACUCGCUCGCUUCCGGCUCUUCGGCGCCGCGCUCGGUUUAGCCAUAUACAACGGUGUCUGCCUCGACGUGCACCUGCCCCCUGUGGCGUAUCGACGCUUGUGCGGUAUGGAGCCCACGCUCGUUGAUCUGUGCGAGCUGUCGCCAUCCCUUGGUGAAGGCUUGCAAACGCUGCUUGAUUAUGACGGGGACGACAUCGAGGAGGUUUUUUAUCGCGACUUCGUCGUAGAACGUUUCGACGCUGAGACGGGCCGCACGCUCACGACAGAGUUGAAGCCUGGAGGUGAACACACGGCGGUGACUGGUGGGAACCGUAAAGAAUUUGUGAAGCUUUACGUACAACACGCGCUGGACAAAUCUGUAUCUGCGCAGUUUGGCGCGUUCAAAGCCGGUUUCGAGCAGGUUUGCGGCGGCCCGGCACUUGGGUUGUUCACCCCGACCGAGCUCGAGCUACUCGUGUGCGGUGACCCGGAGAUUGACAUGAAGGCGCUCGAGCGAGUCACAAAGUACGACGGCGGAUUUGAUGCUGACCACCGCGCCAUCAGAGAUUUUUGGUCGGUGGUGCACUCGCUACCAAUCGCCGAUCAGAAGCGUCUCCUGUUCUUCGCGACGGGCUGCGACCGCGCACCGGUCGGAGGCCUCGAGAACUUGCCUUUCGUCGUACAGAGGAGCGGGCCAGAUACUGAACACCUGCCCACUGCGCACACGUGUUUCAAUGUCCUUCUCUUGCCAGAGUAUGAUUGCCAAGAAAAACUCAGAGAUCGCCUAGCCGUGGCAAUCGCGAAUGCGGAGGGGUUCGGGCUGCAAUAGAUGUAGCUUUAUCGUUUAGAAAUUACGCUUGAAUAGUG
Molecule: messenger RNA, 4085 nt
Organism: Micromonas commoda
Lineage: Eukaryota; Viridiplantae; Chlorophyta; Mamiellophyceae; Mamiellales; Mamiellaceae
Product: E3 ubiquitin-protein ligase
Exons: 1
Coding region: 1-4047 (1348 amino acids)
Molecular function (GO): ubiquitin-protein transferase activity
Source: RefSeq, a predicted model, not a curated record